AUGGAGUCUUUGUUGAUAAAGCAAGACCUUUCACUCACGCUUAAAGGGAAAGCAAAGAAACCAGUCGGGAUGAUUGAUGAAGAUUGUGAAAAAUUGGACAAGAAGGCGAGAGCGACAAUUUUUCUCUCUCUAUCCAAUAAUGUUCUUUUCAAUGUCACGAGUGAUGCAACAACAAAAAAAGGUCUCCAGAAUAGAGUGAAUUCUCCCCAAACUGCCACUCAUGUUGCAGGAAACUUUGGCUCCGUUUAUUCCCAAUUGGCUGGGCAACCCACUUGGUGGUCUUCAACUCCACCUCAGCUUGCACGAUGUGUUUUAUCCUCCCCACACCCACCUCCAUGCCAACCUGCCCAAUCAUGUGCCUCCCCUCACUCCUCGCGUGACCUGCCAAUGCUGCAGGCUUCUCUCGACCCCCCUACAGCUUCCUUCCCCUCUCCACAGGCCCUCUCCCAUGAGCUUCCUGCAAGCCUUCCACCCCCUGGGCCCUCCCUGCUCUCCUCCCUGCAUCCUCAUGUUCCCAUGGGGCUUGUGCCUCCUACGCAAGCUCCCUCCUAUGCGCUACUUGCCCACUCUCAUGCCACAGUCUUUGCACCACCCCGUCCCCUACACUCACCUAAUGAUAAGGGGUCUCUGCCACCAUCAUGCAUCGAAACUGUCGAUGGUGAUGUGGCAGCCCCCUCUUGUAGACCUAGCUCUUUACCAUUAAAUCCAACGCAGGUAGAGCAAGAUGCUUCUGCAGGUCCACAUGCCCGUGAUUUGUCUGUAUCUAAUGUGGACAAAUUUCCAUAA
Cryptomeria japonica (Japanese cedar) is the source of this 786-nucleotide messenger RNA. RefSeq lists its product as uncharacterized. The record is from RefSeq and is a predicted model, not a curated record. NCBI's taxonomy places the organism in Eukaryota, Viridiplantae, Streptophyta, Pinopsida, Cupressales, Cupressaceae. Bases 1 to 786 code for a protein of 261 amino acids. The transcript has 2 exons.